This is a messenger RNA of Asparagus officinalis (garden asparagus), 3003 nucleotides long. Its product is annotated as tRNA (cytosine(34)-C(5))-methyltransferase. Lineage: Eukaryota; Viridiplantae; Streptophyta; Magnoliopsida; Asparagales; Asparagaceae. Gene Ontology annotation, molecular function: RNA binding; tRNA (cytidine-N5)-methyltransferase activity. The transcript is spliced from 15 exons. The coding region runs from base 111 to 2795 and encodes 894 amino acids. The record is from RefSeq and is a predicted model, not a curated record. Gene Ontology annotation, biological process: RNA methylation.
GCUUCCUCGAAUAUAAUCCCUCUCUAAAACCCCCCAGCUUGUACCCUCGCCCUUUUUCCGCCUCCAUCAGAAAACCGCAGCAGCCUCAUCGCGCAAAACCUAGAUACGCCAUGGGCGGUGGCCAGAAGCGAGGGCGAACUCAACGGAGACACUUCAAGCAGAACAGAGACAACGUAUGGAAGCACAACAGUAACCCUAAAAAGACUCGACCCGACGACGGCACGAACAACGAUCCAAACUCCAAUCCCGAUUCCAUCCCUAAUCAGAAAUGGGAACCUUUCAUCUCUCAAAAUCCUGGAUUUGAGGAAUACUACAAGGUGCAAUGCAUUGUGUCAACAGAAGAGUGGGAGGAGUUCAUGUCUUUGUUGAGAAAGCCACUGCCAGCUGCAUUUAGAAUCAAUUCUAGUGCCCAGUUUUAUCAAGACGUCCGAAUGCAGUUGGAAAAUGACUUCAUGAAAUCCCUGGAGGCGGAGGCUAAUAAUGAGCAUGAAAGUGAAGCUAUCAGACCAUUGCCUUGGUAUCCUGACAAUCUUGCUUGGCAUUUGAAUUUUUCCCGGAUGCAGCUACGGAAAAACCAAACACUUGAGAGAUUCCAUGAGUUCUUGAAGCAAGAGAAUGAGGUUGGUAAUAUUACCAGGCAGGAGGCUGUUAGCAUGGUUCCUCCCUUGUUCUUGGAUGUGCUACCUCAUCACCAUGUCCUUGACAUGUGUGCAGCUCCAGGUUCGAAAACUUUCCAGUUGCUUGAGAUAAUACACCAAACAAAGGAACCUGGACUACUUCCAGACGGACUGGUGAUAGCAAAUGAUGUAGAUGUCCAGAGAUGCAAUCUUCUCAUUCAUCAAACUAAGCGAAUGUGCAGUGCCAACUUGAUAGUGACAAACCACGAGGCACAAUACUUCCCUAGUUGUUCUUUAAAUAAGUGUUCCGUAGAGAUUUCUGAAGAAGAAAAAGGGGAGCUAGGAAAAAGUGUUCUGCAGUUCGAUCGUGUUUUAUGUGAUGUACCAUGCAGCGGUGAUGGCACUUUGCGGAAGGCUCCAGAUAUCUGGCGGAAAUGGAAUGCAGGAAUGGGUAAUGGCCUUCAUCGCCUUCAGGUGGAGAUAGCUAUGCGGGGGAUAACACUGCUAAAAGUGGGUGGAAGAAUGGUUUACUCAACCUGCUCGAUGAAUCCUGUGGAAAAUGAAGCUGUUGUGGCUGAGAUUCUUCGGAGAAGUAAGGGGACAGUCGAGCUUCUUGAUGUGUCAAGUGAACUUCCUCAAUUGGUCCGUCGUCAGGGUCUCAAAACAUGGAAGAUCCGAGACAGAGGUCUUUGGUUAGCUUCUUAUAAAAUUGUCCCAAAAUAUAGAAGGGGUGUGAUUUUGCCAAGUAUGUUUCCUUCUGAUGAAAACUGCGAUGAGGUGGAGGUGUCAAAUGAUGGUGCACAGGAGGAUUUGAUGGCACUUGACAGUAAUAUUGGGGGAGAAAGUAUUUCGGGCACCAUAACUCAGCCUUCAAGCGAGAUAGAGAAUGAAAAGAACAGUGAGAAUUUGGAAAAUAUUGGGACUUCUGCUGAUGAUGACAAAGCUGCAGUUCAAACAGAAGCUUCUAAUGGAAGUGCGUCUGCGGAGGCCAUAGGGGAUGAUUCCAAAGUUGAAGUCUCAAGAUUUCCACUUGAACGGUGCAUGAGGAUAGUUCCUCAUGAUCAAAAUAGUGGAGCAUUUUUUAUUGCUGUUCUUCAGAAGACUUCUCCUUUGAAGGAGGACUAUAAAAACCAGUCAAGUAAAAAUAUAUGCAAGAUUUCAAGAAACAUGAGCAAGAACCUUCUGGACGAAGAUCAGUCGGGAACAAAGCUAUCUGGAGAUGUGCCUCAUGAUCAAGAACCUGUUACGACAGAACAAGCAUCUGAUGACAGUAAAAUGGACAAGAACCAAUUAGCAGCAUUAGGAUCUAAAGAUGUUGGGUCAGAAGAUAAUAAGGAAAAAGAAAAGGAAGAAUGUGACAAUGGGGAGAAAGGCCAUGCAGAAUUGAAUGGAAGUAAAGGGAGAUUACAAACACAAGGCAAGUGGAAAGGAGUUGAUCCUGUCUUAUUUUUCAAAGAUGAAGCAACUAUCAACAGUAUUCGAUCUUUCUAUGGCAUAAGUGAAUCAUUUCCUCUGGAGGGCCAUCUUGUAACCAGAAACCAUGAUGCUAAUCAUGUUAAGAGGAUUUACUAUGUAUCAAAGUCCGUUCAUGAUAUCCUCCAACUAAAUUUUCAAGCUGGACAGAAGCUUAAGAUAACUUCCCUUGGCUUGAAGGUUUUUGAGAGACAAGGGUCCAAGGAUGGCACAUCACCAUGUUUUUUCCGGUUAUCCUCAGAGGGAUUACCUCUCCUGCUUCCGUACAUCAGCAAACAAAUACUCUCUGCAUCUUUAGCUGAUUUCAGGCAUCUAUUACAGUACCGAACUAUCAAAUUUGCUGAUUUUGUUGACGCUAAAUUUGGUGAGAAGGCUUCAGAACUGAUGCCAGGCUGUUGUGUUGUAAUUCUUGGUGAAGGAAAAGGAUCUGCAGAUAAAGUUGAAGUCGAUGCCUCUACGAUUGCUAUUGUGUGUUGGAAAGGAAGAACAAACUUGUGCAUUAUGGUUUCUGAACUGGACGGCAAAGAACUGCUUGAGAGGCUUUCAGCACGUUUUGGGCGUGAAAAAGGUUCGGCUCGAGAAGAAGAAAAGAAUGGAGAUUUAGUGAUUGAUACAGUAGAGAACCAGGAACUUGGCGAACUAAAUGAAGAAGCCAAGGACAUAGAUGAGUCGAAAGCAGUUAGCGAGGAAACUGUUACGAGCUAAAUCAAGGAAAGUUGAUUUACUGAUUCUUGAGCUGUUGCAAUACUAGAAUUCCCUGGUAAUUGAGCUAUUUUAUUUAAUUUGUAUGCACAGCAAGGGAUACUGAUUUGUAUCCAGUAUUUUGGUGACAAAUGUGGGUAUCUAUAAUUUGUUUCUCUCUACUUUGUAGUACUGAAGUUUAGAUUAUUCAAAGUAUACUUUUUUAGUAGAA